This is a messenger RNA of Suricata suricatta (meerkat), 1861 nucleotides long. It is a transcript of the gene PRRG4, whose product is annotated as proline rich and Gla domain 4. Gene Ontology annotation, molecular function: calcium ion binding. Gene Ontology annotation, cellular component: extracellular region. The record is from RefSeq and is a predicted model, not a curated record. NCBI's taxonomy places the organism in Eukaryota, Metazoa, Chordata, Mammalia, Carnivora, Herpestidae. Bases 250 to 933 code for a protein of 227 amino acids. The transcript has 6 exons.
UUGACGCCGCGCGUCCCCGGGCGGUCCAGGCGCUCCUCCGCAGACCCCAGGCGCUUCCACGGCCCGAACGCGGAGGCCACCCCGGCCUUGCGGAGAGUGAGGCCGGAAUUGUCGCCGAGAUUUGGAGGUGGGGGAGGCGCCGGGACGGAGGGUCUGGCGGCCGCUGGGACCACCCGACGACGGGGCUCCAGCCCGGAAACUGCUGGAACAUGCGCUCGGAGCCGCAGUUUGUUUGACAGUUACCAGACUAUGUUUACACUUCUGGUUCUACUCAGCCAACUGCCCAUGGUUACCUUCGCGUUUCCUCAUUGCACAAGAAGUCCGAAGGAGUCUGGGCAUGCUGGAGAAAAAGUCUUCGCAGCAAAAGAAGAAGCAAACCUUUUCAUACAUAGACACCUCCUAUACAAUAGAUUUGAUUUGGAGCUCUUCACGCCCGGUGACCUAGAAAGAGAGUGCACAGAAGAACUUUGUAAUUAUGAGGAAGCCAGAGAAAUUUUUGUGGAUGAAGACAAAACGAUGGCAUUUUGGCAAGAAUAUUCCAUCAAAGGACUAACUACCAGAUCAGAUGGCAACAGAGAAAAAAUUGAUGUCAUGGGCCUUCUGACUGGAUUAAUUGCUGCUGGAGUAUUUUUGGUUAUUUUUGGAUUACUUGGUUACUAUCUUUGUAUCACCAAGUGUAACAGGCAACAAUAUCCAGGUUCUUCAGCCACCUAUGUAAGAAGGGGCCGGCACACUCCCUCCAUCAUUUUCAGAAGACCUGAGGAGGCUGUCUUGACUCCAUCACCACCUUCCAUGGAAGAUACAGGAUUACCUUCUUAUGAACAGGCAGUGGCACUAACCAGAAAACACAGUGUUUCCCCACCGCCACCGUAUCCAGGGCCAGCAAAGGGUUUUCGAGUAUUUAAAAAGUCUAUGUCGCUCCCAUCUCACUAAGCCCAUCAUGGUGGUAUAGGACAUUCAUGUUAUUUGAAUGGUUCGUUUUCCCUGAACCAAAGAGAUAUGUCAUAUCAUCCCUUUAUGACAAACUCUAAGGAGCAAAGAAAGAAUAAGCAUGCGUACAACUCCACAGAAGUUCUGUUGGCAUCUUGGACCUGAACUUGGUCAUUAUCAGCUUAAUAAGAAACUUUGACUUCAUGUCCUUGCAGUAAAGAAGAGAGCACUUUUUUGUUUAUUUUAGUGGUUCAAAACCUCUGUGUUAUGGAUGCCAUAGCUAGAACUGGUAAACUGUCCUUUAUACAGAUAAAAGUUAUAGAUUUCUUGUGUUAAAUAUAAAAAAAAAAGAAUUUCUGAUCAGUAGAUUAUCCAAAGUCAGCAUGUUGGACUCACCCUUUAUUAGGAUUUCUUUUGGGUUGGAAAUACUUUACAAAAUUUGAUACUUGAGUAUAAAUUGGUGGCCUUAAUAUAAUCACUGAGUUUUACAUUUUAAGUUAUUGCAUAGCAUUGAACCAUAUUUUGUAGGUUUUAGUUGUUUACAAUUGCUGUCAGUAAUGUUUUGUUAUGGGGAGUAGGGUAAGUAAUUUUUUAAAAAUUGCUUGCUAAGGAGUUAGUUCUUCAGAGGGCAUGGGGUUGCAAUGGCACGGAUUUGCAAGGACUGUUAAUAUUAUCAAAUAAAUACACAGGCUUCAAAUAUAGGAAUGACUAGCACUUGAUAAAGUUGCCCAUGCUACUGACAAGUACACAAAUCCAUUUUCAUUGCUAAAUUAUCUACCUAUAUAUAUCUGUAUAUAACUGUAUAUAACUGUUUAUCUUGAAAAUGUGUUGAAGUUUAUAAAUAAUAGUUUGAAAACCUAGAAAAAUUAAUUUGCUUUUCUGCUAUUAAAAUAAUGCUGACUAGGGGUGCCUGGGUGGCUCAGUUGGUUCA